UGAUUGUGUCCUUGACCUUUAAGAAUGGUUGUUUUGUGAUCUUAUUUUUCAUCACACGGGGGUUUAACUUUAAAACGAAAAACAGAAGAGGUAUUAAAAAGUAAGUAAUCUUCGGGUCUGGCCAUGGAAGGCGAUCCAGGCAAAGAGGAGACCGUGAAAAACCAGCCGAGUCUGAAUCACAAUGGUGGUGGUGGCGCCAACCUGCCUGAAAUCCCGCACACCGCCACACGGCACAGCUACCCACAGGCCGCGCCCCUCUCCAGCUCCAACCUCAUGGCACAGGCUCUGGCUAGUGCCGGAGGAAGUCUGUCUGCCUCUCCGACGCAGUCCAACCUGGCCAAUCAGGAGGGUGUCACCAACCCACUGUCGGCUCUCACGUCGAAUAUUCUGUACAGCAAUGUCGGAAACAUGGUCACGAAGAUGAAGGCGUCCAACUCUCUGGUGUCAACUGGAAAUCCUUUUGAUGCAGCAGCAGCAGCGGCCAGUACUGCUGUUCUGUCCACCAGCGCUCCCAGCGUGGUGUCCAGUUCGGUUCCUACUCAGCCCCAGAAUCAGGCAAACAUCCCGUACAACUGGCAGGCGUCGAAAGUUUCGGUAAAGGAUCGUCUAGCAUAUUUGUUUAAUACCGACAUCAUGGCUGAUAUUAACUUCUUGGUGGGGAAGCCACCCAACACACAAAACAUCCCCGCACACAAGUUCGUCCUGUCCGUUGGCAGCGCAGUGUUUGAUGCUCUGUUCAACGGAGGGAUGGCCACAACGGAAUCUCUCAUAGAAAUCCCCGACGUCGAACCAGCGGCUUUCCUAGCCCUGCUCCGAUUCUUGUAUUCCGACGAAGUUCAGAUCGGACCAGAGACUGUGAUGACAACACUGUACACGGCCAAAAAGUAUGCCGUCCCAGCUCUUGAACGAGCGUGUGUCGAGUUCUUGAAACGCAAUCUGAGCAGUGACAACGCAUUCAUGCUCCUCACGCAAGCAAGACUGUUCGACGAGCCUCAGCUUGCCGCAUUAUGUCUCGACUCCAUCGACAAGAACACCACAGAGGCCCUUGCUGCCGACGGAUUCACAGACAUAGACAACGAGACACUAUGUGUGGUUCUGGAGCGCGACACGCUAGGAAUACGAGAGUGUAAGCUUUUCUCUUCCGUGUGUAAGUGGGCGGAGUCCGAGUGCGGGAGACAGAAUGUUCCGGUGACGCCAGAGAAUGAGCGCAACGUGCUGGGCCGAUCUCUGCGACUGAUACGGUUUCCGCUGAUGACCGUGGAGGAGUUUGCGAUGGGUGCAGCUCAGAGCGGGAUCCUGGAGGACAGGGAGGUGGUGGAGCUGUUCCUGUACUUCACAGUGAAUCCCAAACCCCCGAUCAGCUUCCUCGACGUGCCCAGGUGCUGUCUGACAGGAAAGGAGCAGGUUGUGUCCCGGUUCUGUCACAUUGAGAGUCGAUGGGGUUACAGCGGAACUAGUGAUCGGAUAAGGUUCAUGGUAAACAGAAGAAUUUUCGUUGUUGGCUUUGGCUUGUAUGGUAGUAUCCAUGGACCUACAGAGUAUGCUGUCAACAUUCAGAUAAUCCACACUGAUACGGGUAAAGUGAUGGGAUCGAACGACACUUCUUUCCAGUGCGAUGGCUCCACGUCAACAUUUCGAGUCCUGUUCAAGGAGCCCGUGGAGAUUAUGCCAAACUCCAGUUACAUUGCGUGUUCAACACUCAAGGGACCCGAUUCCUAUUAUGGAUCAAAGGGCUUACGGAAAGUGACCCACGAAUCCGUGUCUAGUGGGAAGGUCACCUUUCAGUUCACGUAUGCUGCAGGCAACAAUAACGGAACAUCGGUGGAAGACGGACAAAUUCCCGAGAUCAUAUUUUACACAUGAGGAGGAGCAGACAAGUCAAAAAAGAUUAUAUUACUGUUAGUGAUAUGUUGGUGAUAUUUCUGUUGUUAAACAUUGUCAGUAAUACUAGUCAAGAUAAAACAAGAUGAAAUUAAAAAAACAAAAACAAAUGGUUGUCAUGUAUAUCUUUGUUUAUCACUUGUGCAUAGGCAUCGGAAGCUGGGAGGUACUGGCCACUCUCCCCCCAUGGUAUGUGCCCCCCUCCUCCUCACAGAUGAAUGACAAAUUAAUAACUGCUCCCACCCCACCCCACCCUACCCCCUAUUGUUGGCAUCUUCCGAGGCCUAUACUGUGAUGUUUUGAUGUUGUAUACGUUGUAUAUAAUAUAUAAAAAAUUCCAUUUUGAAAUUGUCGCAAUUUGAAAUACUGUGAUUGUGAUUUGCAAUUCUGUCUCAGUUUGCAGUUUGAUUAGGGAGAUUGUUUUCAAAUGUAGCUGUAAUCAUAACUGAACAAUCAUAGAGAAGAUGAUAAUUAUGUGGACUUUCCGUCCAGAAUGGAGGUUAAAUGUUAGCGAUUAAUGAGAGAGAGGUUAAUAUAGUGGUCAGACACCUCUUUUAUGAGCUGUGAACUCCAAUCUGGAUUGGAUCCGGUACUGGGAUUCGAACCCAGUGCUUACCAGCUUUGAAGAUGAUUGAUAAACCACUGGAUCUCAAAAGUGAGCAAUUAAUUAGUAUGAUUGACCCAUGACCAAGUUGAUAUUGGCAUGUCCACGUAAAAAUAACAGUUGCUCAAGAUCGCUGUGUACAAUUUGUUUACAAUUGUUUUUUUAAAAACAAUUUAUUUAAAAAGAAAAGUAUUAUUAUGAAAAAAGUCACAGCUUUUAGUCUCAUUAUUGUAUUUAUUCAUAGUCAUAGAUAGAAUAUUAUUUAUUGGACAGACUGGCUAGUGAUGUAUUCAAUGUUGGGCUAGUAAAUAAUUUACAAUUGUCAUGCCCGAUGGCUAGUGAAAAACAAAGAAAUUGUCAAAUGCUCCAUUUAAAUGUAUUUUGUAAAUAUGAGUAUCCUGCCCUCCACCUCCACCCCCAUCUCCUACCUAAGGGUUGUUAAGCUAUAUCUCCUUUAGGUAACAUAUCCGAUUGUUCCUAUUAGUAAAAUUGUAUUUACUUAAAGUAGGGCUAGUGAAUUUUUAAUCAUGGCUAGUACAUUUUUUUUAAAUAACUGAUCCCAUGGCUAAUGGAUUUUCAUUAAAAUUUUAGAAGCCCUGCAUAUUCCUUUACAAAAUAUUACAAAAUGUAAUAAAUGCAAUCCUGUUAUGGGACAUUUACAAUUGGUAAAAUUUUCAUAAAGUUUAACAUAUAAAUUGUACGUUAGGAGGAGGUGGUUCAUGAGAGUGUAUGCUUGUAUUGUCUCCCCUUUAUGAAUCAAAAAGGCAAAAUGUAAUAGUAGUUUUCCGAAUACGGCAGCAGUAAAGGUGCCAACUUUUGCAUUUAUACAAUCACGUUGUUGCACUCAUGGAUUUUAAUCAUAUCAUAAUGAAGGUGAAAACAGAUUUAUAACAAAUUAAAUUUUUAUAAUUUAUUUUGUUUAUUUUUUUAACAUGUAUUGAGACGUGACUCUGUCGGCGACAUCAGUUAAGUUUAUGGUAAAGUAAGACAUUUAAUUACUCUGAAUUUUUGUAACAAAAGAAAAGGUUGGUUAUAAAAAAUUAAUUGUAAAAUGAUCAAAUCUUUUUAUAUACGCUUUUAGGAAUUGGAGAAGGCUAAAUUUACAAGCUUUGUAUUCAUCUGAAAAUGUUGACAGUUGUGAACAUUCAUCUAUAUAUAUAUAUAUAU
Molecule: messenger RNA, 3652 nt
Organism: Gigantopelta aegis
Lineage: Eukaryota; Metazoa; Mollusca; Gastropoda; Neomphalida; Peltospiridae
Product: BTB/POZ domain-containing protein 1-like
Exons: 5
Coding region: 124-1863 (579 amino acids)
Biological process (GO): neurogenesis
Cellular component (GO): cytosol; P-body
Molecular function (GO): protein binding
Source: RefSeq, a predicted model, not a curated record